AUGGACGCGCAGUACCCGUUUGCAUCAAGAGAAGACAUCUGGCGCAUUAAAGAGGAAGUGAAAGACCUCUUUGCGGCCCAGCUCGAACACGGAGAGCGGAUAUCUAGGCUGGAACGGCGUCGGGACGACGAUGCGAGGAUGAAGAGUGUUUGGGGUCCGUUAUCUCCAUUCCCCGGACCUAUUGGCACCCCGCACCAUCAAGAAUCAUCCUUUAAUCCGACUGCUGAGCCUUUCAAAGGUUUUGAUCAAACACACCAGCAUGGGCUGACGGGAGUGCUGCAUAUGGAAAACGAGGACGAACCUCGCCGUGGAGCUUCACGUGCAAAUAGUGUGCGAUUCGACGAGAGUUCGAUGUAUUAUAACCUAGCAAACAGAUCAGCGACGGAGUUCCUCCCAUUGAGGACUGGCAGCGGGCUGGGAAGCCAUCCCCUGACAGAGCGGUCGCUUUCUCAUCGAUCUGACGGGAAACAGAGCUCUUCUGGCCAAUCUCACCAUUCCAUGCGCACCAAUAGCAUGGGGCUAGAAGCAUCUCGUUUGCUUGGUGGUGGAAAUGGACCUUCGUCUACCAGCAAUGCCCCUUUGCCACCACCGCCCGGACUGUUCAUUUUAGGUCCCUCUCCUUGCAUCAUUCGUUGCUGGCUUACGACAAAUUUUUCCAAUGACUCACUGCUUUACGCUGUGGUGUGUACGGGAUCGUACCGCUCAGCCAUUAGCGAUCAAAUGGUGCGGAAACUAGGGCUUGAGGAAGAGGCGGCCGAGGAGAAUGGCGUGCGUAUCAUCAAACUUCCAGUCUAUCUCCCCGAGGCUAGUGUCUAUCAGCCGUCGUCUCGCGGCGGGAGCCCAGUCCCUCAGCUGCCCGCGUUGACGGUUCGAUUUGUCAUUCGUGGCGCAGGUUUGGGUGACAAAAGCAUCCAGAUCGUCCUGGGCAGCGACGUCCUCCGUGCACACAACGCGGACAUUCUAUUCUCGCAAGAUAAGAUGCUCAUUGUUGACGACGAGCGCAACAAAAUCUCAAUACCUUUGGUUCGCCCGGAGGAUGAUUCUACGUUUAGAAAUUUAGCUACUGGUCCUGAGGCCACUCUUGCACUAAGAUCGGCACAGUACAAUGGAGCUGUCGAUGACAAGCGAAAUGGUUUCCCAACGACCAAUGGGGACCAGGCCGGCACUGAGCGUGAACCUCCAGCUUCUGUAGCCCAUGAUAAUAGCACAUUCCCGAACAAAGCCGAUACAUCCGCUUCCCUACCUGCUCGCAACUCAUCAGACUCCUUCGACAUCUCAGGACGAACACAAACCCGUUCCCCCUCGCGCCAUUUCGCCGACGACCCCACAGAUAAUAGUAAUAGAAGCCCAGACCCGCGCCGUCCCAAAUCCAGCACGGGUGAACGCGCCUCUACGGGCACAUCGACCUCAUCUGCGAAAGCAGAAGGUAGCGGCGUUUGGGGACCCUGGCGCCGCGAUACGACUGGCAGUAAGGGGGAUAAUACGGGAACAACGGGAGCGUCCACAACAUUUACGGGGCCAAGUAUCCACAGCAGCUCCAAUAGUCCUUUCAUGUCCGCUUACCAGCGUUCCACACGAACGCGAAAUAUGAAGAUCCUGAAACCGACUAAACCGGCCUCGUCCGUGAGCACGCUGUCGAAACAGGCGUCCUCCGGCGCUCCUGGUACCUCUGUAGCCACAACUACAGCCACGGCCACAACUAUAACUUCUGCCGCAGGAACUGCCCCGUCUGGCGUCGCCAAUGACUUCCGUUCCCCCACAGAACAACACCGUAUCAACACGAGCGCCAGCGGCGAGGGGCACGAUCAUAUGACAACAUCUUCAUCCCAUCCUGCGCUGCCAUCCGUGAAUGGUACUGGCUCGGGGAAAUCCUCUUCGAGCGAUGGAGGUGGUGCGGGGCCGUUGUCCGGUAAGUCUCGCUCGGCGAACCCUGUGGGCGGGGCGUCGGCGUUCGGAUGGUUGAAUUCAUCGCAGCGGAAAAGGGAUGAGGUGGGUUCUGAGUAA
This is a messenger RNA of Histoplasma mississippiense, 2004 nucleotides long. RefSeq lists its product with no specific name. The record is from RefSeq and is a predicted model, not a curated record. The coding region runs from base 1 to 2004 and encodes 667 amino acids. Lineage: Eukaryota; Fungi; Ascomycota; Eurotiomycetes; Onygenales; Ajellomycetaceae. The transcript is spliced from 2 exons.